Corticium candelabrum is the source of this 1441-nucleotide messenger RNA. RefSeq names its product alpha-N-acetylgalactosaminide alpha-2,6-sialyltransferase 3-like. Gene Ontology annotation, molecular function: alpha-N-acetylgalactosaminide alpha-2,6-sialyltransferase activity. Gene Ontology annotation, biological process: ganglioside biosynthetic process. Bases 46 to 1224 code for a protein of 392 amino acids. NCBI's taxonomy places the organism in Eukaryota, Metazoa, Porifera, Homoscleromorpha, Homosclerophorida, Plakinidae. The transcript has 2 exons. The record is from RefSeq and is a predicted model, not a curated record.
UGACGUCUGGCUGGGCGUUGGCGUGCUGCCUUGUUCGUUCUCUCGAUGCUACGAAAGGAAGCUUCUGUCGUUUGCAGAAAUAAGCGUUGUGACAUCCAACGGUUUCCCUAUGAUAUGCGAAAUGCUCACGUGAUGAAAAUGCGGUCACAAUUUCAAAUGGCUUCGUGGAUGCUAAUUGUGGGCGUCGUCCUAGUACCGAUCGUCUAUUUUUCUCUGUGGUCUGUGGACCACGGGAGGGUCAGACCUGUUGACAGACACUUCCGCUUCCCUUUGGUACGUGUACCUGUUCUAAGGAGUUCCAUCAGUACACGUGGUAAUAUCUCACAAACUGUCCAUUCAACGGCAACAGUAAAGGUUUUGAGUAAAGAGACUGUGCGUGCUAGCGUUCGAGCGAACUAUCCAACACUAAAAACGACUCCAUCGCACACCAAUGCUACUAGUAGUCGUGACUCUGAAGCUGUGUUGAGUCAAAAUGAGGUUGAGAAGGUUUAUGACGGAUACAGGAAUGCUAUGAGCGAUCAACCUCUGAAGAUGAAGUGCCAGGAUUGUGCUUUGAUAUCAAGCUCGGGACGAAUUCUAGGUCAGAAGAAGGGAUCGGAGAUUGACAAGACAGACUGUGUGUUUCGGAUGAAUGCUGCUCCUGUGAAGGGCUUUGAAACGGAUGUUGGACAGAAGACGAGUGCACGCAUUGCAGCCUUUAAUGCUUUUGGAUCGAAAGUUUUGAAAGAAUGGAAGCCAGGGAUAAAGCUCAUUGUGUGGACUAACAACCAUCCAGGAACUAUCAAACGCAUUUUGUCGUAUGCAAAAACGAAUAAGAAUGCUGAUUUGUAUAUGUCGACUAAAGAGCACAUUCAGCUGAUGGAUAAACUGUUUGAGGAGGAGACUAAGAAGCCUCGAAUGAAGUCUCAUACUUGGCUUUCGACUGGAUGGUUUACUUUUGAUCUGUUGAGACACGUAUGCCCGUCUACCAAGAUCUAUGGAAUGAUUCCUGAAGAUUUCUGCACGAAGAAAAAUCAACCUAAGGCUAGAUACCACUAUUGGGAAGCUCGAGGGGACGAGUGUGCUUAUUAUGUUAGCAGUGAAAAGUUCAAUGGUGGAGCACAUCGAUUCAUCAGUGAGAAAACUGUAUUUGCAAGGUGGGCUGUCGCGUCUAAUAUGACAUUUCAUGCACCCAAGUGGGAUCCAAAGGACUACGCUAAAGCUGAAACGAGCAAGUCUAGUUAACUCUGGUGAGUACCUGUAACUAGAUACUGUCAGUUUACACUAAUGGUGUACGCGUGAAGAGUGUAUCACCACUGCAAGUUUGUAAUGGAUUUGAGUCGGACUCUUAAGAGGUAUUGAUUAAUGUACAUGCAUUGGUUGCAAAUAGUGGUCAAUGUAACAUGAAGUUUAGAGGUAGUUAAAUGUUUAUAAGAUUUGGAUCUUAUCUUUGUUUCUUCAA